UUAGUUAAUGGUUAGCUGCCUCGUGUUAUUAUUUAAUCCGCUGUUAAAAAGAACAAACACCGGGACGUGUCUCCGGUUAGACAUCUGGAACUUGGGCGGUAUCGAAUGGGAUAAUCUGGAGAUGAUAGGACACGAAAUUCGCCAAAUCCUGCCGGCAUUUAUCGAAUCACGUGUGUAAUAAUCGCGUGCAUAUCGGUUAACGACAAUAAGGAUCCUGUGAUGACCGCAUAUAUCAAUUACACGUUGCAGCGUAUAUUUGCAUAAUAUCCACCAGCAGUGUAGCGACGAUUCGUAGAAAGGAGA
This is a messenger RNA of Phyllotreta striolata, 303 nucleotides long. The record is from the annotation of a GenBank genome assembly. Lineage: Eukaryota; Metazoa; Arthropoda; Insecta; Coleoptera; Chrysomelidae.